AUGACACGUGACGACCACAGUGGCAGGCGCCUUGCGCGGGCGGAGGCACUGGCUCGCCACUAUGGGAACAAACACGGAAUCUUCUACGUGGACGCCUCCGGCCCUCACCAUGGGGGGUGGUACACGGCCGCAGUCGCCCAUGAAAACGUCGCGGUGAAUGGCCUAACAUUCAGAGCUCAAGACAUAACACACGCGGAGGAAGUUGCCAUCGCGCUAGCUGCCGCAGACCAGGACUCGCGCGUCAUCAUUACCGACUCGAGAGGGGCCUGCAGAAAUAUUGAACAGGGGUACAUUCCUCUCAUUGCGUCUCGCAUCCUUCAAAACAGUGACUACCUCGGGGCCCCCACGUCUCGAAUGAUCGUAUGGGCUCCUGCUCAUAUGGGCCUCGAAGGCAACGAAGCGGCAGACGCCGCUGCCCGCGCGCUCACUCUCCGGGCAACGCCUUCAGACCCUUCCGAAAUGGAUCCCGAACCCAAUCCGGCCCUAACUUUUCGAGAAAUUACUCAACUAUACCAAUUCGGCCACGCAAUGUAUCCUAAGCCCUGUAAGGGCCUUACAAAGGCAGAGGAACGUACACUCCUCCGCCUUUACACCAAAGCACUGCUGUGCCCGGCAGUUUUAAAGCACUUUGAUCCUGCCUGUACAGGAAAAUGCCCGCACUGUGCGGAGAAGUCUUCGGACAUCUUCCACAUGGGGUGGGCAUGCCAAUCAACCCCGAACCUCACCCCAAAACCAAACCCCACCCGGGAGGACUGGGAGGCGGCCCUGCUCGGCUGCUCCGACCUGGCGAAUCAGAAGGCCCUGGUCGACCGAGCACAAGCCGAAGUGGCCGAAAUGUCUCACGGCCAAGUAGGCCGCGAGCAGUUCACGACUGGAAGUGCCCUAUCUAAGCUCGACCUGCGAGAGCUUUCGGCAGAAGAGUGCGACAAGCUGCCCUGGACCAACUGCUGCAGCACUCGUCCGACGGCGACGUCCGAGGCGUCCACUAGGAGCGGCAGGAGAUCUGCCGCGGGCAUCGACGCGAUGGCCAAGGAAGUCCAGAACACCGACACCAAACUCGCUCUUCGGGCCUUUCACGACCAGGCCGUACUUCCGCAGUCGUUCGAACACAUGGCGCAGGUGAAGUGCGUCUUCGUCUGCUGA
This is a messenger RNA of Dermacentor silvarum, 1143 nucleotides long. RefSeq lists its product as uncharacterized. Bases 1 to 1143 code for a protein of 380 amino acids. Lineage: Eukaryota; Metazoa; Arthropoda; Arachnida; Ixodida; Ixodidae. The transcript is spliced from 3 exons. Gene Ontology annotation, molecular function: nucleic acid binding. The record is from RefSeq and is a predicted model, not a curated record.